AUGGCUUCCACUACUAGCCGUGCCGACUUCGAGGCUGUCUUCCCUAAACUGGCUGAGGAUAUUCUCGCUCAUGCUAAGAAGUACAACCUCCCCGCUAAUGCUCUCGAGUGGCUCACAAAGAACCUGAACGUCAACGUCCCUGGUGGAAAGUUGAACCGUGGUCUCUCUUGCCCCGAUACCGGUCUCGCCCUUCUCGAGAAGCCCCUGAGCGCCAAACAAUUCGAGGACCUGAGCGUGCUGGGAUGGCUCACCGAGCUGCUCCAGGCUUUCUUCCUGGUUAGCGAUGAUAUUAUGGAUAGCUCAGUUACUCGCCGUGGCCAGCCCUGUUGGUACCGUCAGGAGGGUGUUGGCAUGAUCGCCAUCAACGACGCCUUCCUGUUGGAGUCCGCUAUCUACCUCAUCCUUAAGGAGCGCUUCCGUUCCCACCCCGCCUAUAUCGAUCUCGUCGAGCUCUUCCACGAGACCACGUGGCAGACCGAGCUGGGUCAGCUUUGCGAUCUGAUCACCGCUCCCGAAGAUAACGUCAACCUCGACAACUUCUCCAUGGAGAAGUACAUGUUCAUCGUUACCUACAAGACUGCCUACUACAGCUUCUACCUCCCUGUUGCCCUCGCCCUGCUCUACCUUGAGUUGGCUUCCCCCGAGAACCUCAAGGAGGUCCACGAUAUCCUGAUCCCUCUGGGUCAGUACUUCCAGAUCCAGGAUGACUACUUGGACAACUUCGGUGACCCAGCUUUCAUUGGCAAGAUCGGUACCGAUAUCCAAGACAACAAGUGCUCUUGGUUGAUCAACCAGGCCAUCCAGCGUGCCACUCCUGCGCAGCGCGUUGUUCUCGAUGAGGCCUACGGCCGCAAGGACGCGGCCCAGGAGGCCAAGGUCAAGGCUGUGUACAACGAGAUGGAGCUGGAGAAGCUCUACAAGGAGUACGAGGAGAAGAUUGUCAAUGAGCUCCGUACCAAGAUCGCCGCCGUUGAUGAGAGCAAGGGCCUGAAGAAGGCUGUCCUUGAUUCCUUCCUGGCCAAGAUCUACAAGCGCACCAAAUAG
Molecule: messenger RNA, 1044 nt
Organism: Penicillium malachiteum
Lineage: Eukaryota; Fungi; Ascomycota; Eurotiomycetes; Eurotiales; Aspergillaceae
Gene: erg20
Product: bifunctional (2E,6E)-farnesyl diphosphate synthase/dimethylallyltranstransferase
Exons: 2
Coding region: 1-1044 (347 amino acids)
Biological process (GO): trans, trans-farnesyl diphosphate biosynthetic process
Cellular component (GO): cytoplasm
Molecular function (GO): dimethylallyltranstransferase activity; (2E,6E)-farnesyl diphosphate synthase activity
Source: RefSeq, a predicted model, not a curated record